Messenger RNA from Purpureocillium lilacinum, 1275 nucleotides. RefSeq lists its product as uncharacterized. The record is from RefSeq and is a predicted model, not a curated record. NCBI's taxonomy places the organism in Eukaryota, Fungi, Ascomycota, Sordariomycetes, Hypocreales, Ophiocordycipitaceae.
AUGGCUCAGGCCAUGUCACGUGUGGACUCGAGCAGGUCCAUCGCCUCAGCCAUGUCGCAGACCUCGCGACUGUCCAACAUGGAUAGCACGGGAAGCGUGACCGCAUUCCGGACAGGGACACAUGCCCCUGCCCCCAUGGCCGGCAUGGACUCGUGCUUGCUGCUAGACGCUGACGCUGGUUCUGUGCCUCCGCAAAUGUACUGGGCCGACUACAAUCUCGACAUGAACUUGCAUGCCGAGAACCAGGGUGUUUACUCCCUUGCUGAUGCCAGCCCACUUCACGUGGUGCCUGCCCACAUGCAUCUCGGCGCUGAGUCUGGAGUGCCGGACAACUCCUCGCCCAGUUCAUGGGACUGCUUUUCUAGCUCCAUUUCCCGGACUUCUUCUCCUGCCACGGUUGAUGAGACCUGGAUCUCGGGCCCGAUGAGCCCGCAUUCUUCUCCCGACAUCAAAUGUCAAUCGCCAAGCAACGGAGUUGCUCAGAUCGACGAGUCCAUGGGCCUGUCGCAAACUUUCAUGCCGCGUCGCCAGGGCAGUGACGGCGAGUCCGCCCGGGACCAUGCGCUCUACAAGAACGCCACACCUGGACCUGAUAACCUUUUCCACUGCCCCUGGGAGGGCCAGCCCAAUUGCAACCACAAGCCCGAGAAGCUCAAGUGCAAUUACGACAAAUUUGUCGACUCUCACCUCAAGCCUUAUCGCUGCAAGGCGGAUACCUGCGAGGGCGCUCGAUUCUCGUCCACUGCUUGCCUCUUGCGCCACGAGCGCGAGGCACACGGUCUCCACGGCCACGGUGACAAGCCCUUCCUCUGCUCUUACGAAGGGUGCGAGCGUGCUGUCCCAGGAAACGGCUUUCCCCGUCAAUGGAACCUGAGGGACCACAUGAAGCGCGUGCACAAUGACCACGGCAGUGCCGGCGGUUCACCCCCUUCUGCUGCUCCUGGUGCUCAAUCGUCUACCAAGGGCCGCAAGAGGAAGACUGAUGUCCCGGAACCGCAAGCUACCAGCACGCGCAAGGCGUCUGUGAAGUCGCUGCCAGUUGAACCUGUACAGGCCACGGCCAAGCCGCUCCUUGACCAGUGGCUGGAUCACCGCCGGGCCGUAGAGGGCAUGAUUCGUGGACUCCACAAGCCGGAAGACUCGCGCAACCUCCAACAAAUCACCGAAGUCCAGAAGCACCUGGCGGCCAUGGCCAAGGUGACGACGGAGCUUAACGGCAUGCCCAAGGCCGAAAUCAUGCCAGCCCCCAGCCGCAGGAGCUACGCUUCAGGUUGA